GUGCACUCCCAGCAGUUUCAGACGUUCACUGUUAGCAAUGCGGGUAUCCAAGUGUGGCUGCCCGUCAUCCCCUCUCGCGACUCUCCAUCUCAUUUCAGGACUAUAUUAGCAUGUAUUUAUGGCUGGGGUGGGCUGGUCACCAUCGAUUUGGUGUCUUCUGGAUCUAGCUUUGACAGGAGUGCAAUUGACUUUUCAGACAUGCUCACGGCCUCUCCAGAAUUCAAGACACUCCAUCUUAAUCAUCAUCAAGACGCCAACGAGAUGCGUCGUGAGUUUACACUUGAUGACGCGAACGCCUCGUAUCAUGGAUUCAUCCGCUGCGGCACCUUCCCGCGCGAGUUCACAGGCGACACUCUCAGAAUUUCAUCCCUCACAGAUGCUCUCAUCAUUAUAGUCUAUGCCAAUGACGAUG
Molecule: messenger RNA, 412 nt
Organism: Pisolithus orientalis
Lineage: Eukaryota; Fungi; Basidiomycota; Agaricomycetes; Boletales; Pisolithaceae
Exons: 1
Coding region: 119-394 (91 amino acids)
Source: RefSeq, a predicted model, not a curated record